AUGGCAAAGAAAGGAAAAUCUAGAACUACUUCUGAGGCUGCUCUUUCUUUAGGGAAACACACGGUCAGUGGACGUGUCGGCAAGAAGAAUGACAAAAAGGUCGAUCCUGGAACAACUGAAAGUAAAGCUGCCUUCAGCAAGCGUGUCGCGAAAGAAUUAAAAAAUAAUGAGCUCUUUCAAAGGCUAAACAGCGCUGGAAAACAAGCAGCAGGUGCUAGUCCUCAAGCAUCCCAAAAGAAACUAUUGAAUCGUGUUCAAGCACCUAUAGCAGCCCCUCCAGCUCUUGCCAAUGGUUCGAUUUCUAUUCGGGGUACGGCAGGACCUACCACUAUUGCAAUUGAAAACUUGGCUCCAGGAACCUCUUCAGAAGAUGUCUCUGCAACUCUUCAAAAAUUCGGCGAAAUUGCUCAAUGCCAGGUCUUCGAUACGCAGGGCAAGGUUAAGGCUACCGUUCGAUUUACUACAUUCGCGACUGCCCAGAAGGUGACACAGCAACUUGAUGGUAUUACAGCAGAUGGUCGCAAGUUAUCUUGUUAUAUAAAAAAGAAUAAGCCUAAAAAAGGAAAAAAAUAA
Molecule: messenger RNA, 573 nt
Organism: Schizosaccharomyces osmophilus
Lineage: Eukaryota; Fungi; Ascomycota; Schizosaccharomycetes; Schizosaccharomycetales; Schizosaccharomycetaceae
Product: RNA-binding protein, rrm type
Exons: 4
Coding region: 1-573 (190 amino acids)
Molecular function (GO): RNA binding
Source: RefSeq, a predicted model, not a curated record